This is a messenger RNA of Penicillium manginii, 540 nucleotides long. RefSeq lists its product as uncharacterized. The coding region runs from base 1 to 540 and encodes 179 amino acids. Gene Ontology annotation, biological process: nuclear-transcribed mRNA catabolic process, RNase MRP-dependent; maturation of 5.8S rRNA from tricistronic rRNA transcript (SSU-rRNA, 5.8S rRNA, LSU-rRNA). The transcript has 3 exons. NCBI's taxonomy places the organism in Eukaryota, Fungi, Ascomycota, Eurotiomycetes, Eurotiales, Aspergillaceae. Gene Ontology annotation, molecular function: rRNA primary transcript binding. The record is from RefSeq and is a predicted model, not a curated record. Gene Ontology annotation, cellular component: ribonuclease MRP complex.
AUGCAAACACAACCACCCAACAACAUGGACCCUCAGGAGAUCCAGUCCGUCCGCUCCAUCCUCCACCUAAUCUACCACCGUAACAAAAACCAGCACCAAAAAGCGAAGUGGUGGAGAUGGCUAUCAAUGCUGAAACGCACCGUCUCGGUCCUGGCAUCACUGGACCCGAAGAAGCUUGCGACAAGCUCCCACCUGCAACAUCUGCACUUGCAUCUGAUCCCGAAAUGCUACCAGGCGUUCUCCACUGUCGUUGCUGAUAACCAAUUCUCUACCCUUGGUAUCGUGCUUUUCGCUGCUCUGGCGCGUCUGGCUAAGGCUACGGCUGUGGUGGAUCGUGGAGAACGGAUUUGUCGCGGUGGUGGUGACGUCGACGGCGACGGCAGUGACUUGCCCAUAUUGCGCAAAAAACAGCAGUCUCGAUCCGACGACGGAGGAAAUGAGAAAUCUGUCAAAGUUGACAAGGAAAAGAAGAAGGUCAAGAAGAGUUCUAGUAAAAAGAAAAAGAACGCCAUUGAUGAUUUGUUCAGCGGGUUAUUCUGA